GCCCGCGCACCAUGGCGCCCCCCCAGGUCCUCGCGUUCGGGCUCCUGCUCGCCGCGGCGACGGCGGCGGUGGCCGCGGCCCAACAAGGAUGUGUGUGUGAAAACUACAAACUGACCACAAACUGCUCUUUGAAUGCGCUUGGUCAGUGCCAGUGUACUUCAAUUGGUGCACAAAAUUCUGUCAUUUGCUCAAAAUUGGCUUCCAAAUGUUUGGUGAUGAAGGCAGAAAUGACUGGGUCAAAGGCUGGGAGAAGACUGAAACCAGAGAAUGCUAUCCAGAACAACGAUGGGCUCUAUGAUCCUGACUGUGACGAGAAUGGGCUCUUCAAAGCCAAGCAGUGUAAUGGUACCUCCAUGUGCUGGUGUGUGAACACUGCUGGGGUCAGAAGGACCGAUAAGGACUCUGAAAUAUCCUGUUUGGAGCGAGUGAGGACCUACUGGAUCAUCAUUGAACUAAAACACAAAACAAGAGAAAAACCUUAUGAUGUCACAAGUUUGCAGAAUGCACUCAAGGAGGUAAUCACGGAUCGUUACCAACUGGAUCCCAAAUAUAUUACAAAUAUUCUGUAUGAGAAUGAUAUUAUCACCAUUGAUCUGGUACAAAAUUCUUCUCAGAAAACUCUGAAUGAAGUAGACAUAGCUGAUGUAGCUUAUUAUUUUGAAAAAGAUGUUAAAGAUGAAUCCUUGUUCCAUUCCAAAAGGAUGGACCUGAGAGUAAAUGGGGAACUACUGGAUCUGGAUCCUGGUCAAACUUCAAUUUACUAUGUUGAUGAAAAACCACCUGAAUUUUCAAUGCAGGGUCUACAGGCUGGUAUUAUUGCUGUCAUUGCAGUUGUGGCGAUAGCGAUUGUUGCUGGCAUCAUUGUGCUGAUUGUUUCCACGAAGAAAAGAAGGGCAAAGUAUGAGAAAGCUGAGAUAAAGGAGAUGGGCGAGAUGCAUAGGGAACUCAAUGCAUAACACCGUAAUUUGAAGGGUAACUACAAGAAGGGAAAUUAGCACAGGCUCAGAUUACUAAUGUGUGGGGCAAAGAGAAGAUCUUUGAGGACCACUAUUGUGUUAGUUAACAUCGUAUGUUUGUGAUAGUUAAACCUGCAUUUAAAAUAGAAGCAGCUUGAAAUUGACUUUACUAAUCUUAAAAUUUGACCACAGAUGUCAUAAGUAUGCAGAUUUGAUAUUAAACCCAGCAUUUGGACUGCAUAGUUUGAAUUAUUUAUGCCUAGCAUUGAAAGGUAUGCAUUAAAUAUGCUUCCACAGUAGAGUCUGAAUGACUACUGUCUUACCCAUUUGUGAUUAAAUGUUUGCCUGUUUACUUUGAGUCUUGUACAUAUAAACUUUUUUUAUGAACUACAAAAUAAAACAUUUAAAAAAU
Messenger RNA from Sus scrofa (pig), 1368 nucleotides. RefSeq names its product epithelial cell adhesion molecule (gene EPCAM). Gene Ontology annotation, cellular component: membrane; bicellular tight junction. NCBI's taxonomy places the organism in Eukaryota, Metazoa, Chordata, Mammalia, Artiodactyla, Suidae. Gene Ontology annotation, molecular function: cadherin binding involved in cell-cell adhesion. The record is from RefSeq and is marked provisional.